Messenger RNA from Penicillium verrucosum, 1008 nucleotides. RefSeq lists its product as uncharacterized. The transcript is spliced from 4 exons. Gene Ontology annotation, molecular function: acid phosphatase activity. The record is from RefSeq and is a predicted model, not a curated record. NCBI's taxonomy places the organism in Eukaryota, Fungi, Ascomycota, Eurotiomycetes, Eurotiales, Aspergillaceae. Bases 1 to 1008 code for a protein of 335 amino acids. Gene Ontology annotation, cellular component: fungal-type cell wall.
AUGGAGAACGAUAUCCAACACAUUCUGCUGGGAGUAGUAGGACAUCUCCAGUUUCUGAAGCGAGUGGAAGAGACUGGCCUACCGCUCAAUGGAUCACUUGAAUUCUUGAAUGACUGGACCUAUUUCUCGAGAAGUCCCGAAAGAGACUUUGGGGAGUUAACCAGCACAGGCGCUUACGCUGGAACGCUGGGUGCAUUCACGACUGGUGUCAAAUUUAGGACACGAUACGAAAAUCUGAUCCCGAGAGACACCCGCACGCGUCUAUGGGCAAGUGACUCGGGCCGCGUGAUUGAUACAGCACGUCAUUUCGCCUCUGGGUUCUUUGGCCUAGACUGGGAGAGCUCUGGAAAAGCACAGCUGCAGGUUAUUCCUGAAACUAUUGAAAGGGGCGCAGACACUUUGACCCCAGGUGAUACAUGCCUCAUGUAUCUCGAAGAUCCGAUUCUUGGCCAUGACCAUGGUUUGGAGAUGCUUGCGCAGUUUCAGGAAACCUACAUUCCUGCAAUUGCAAACCGCCUGAUCUACGAGAACAACAUCGGUCUAAACAACCUUUCCAAUGAAGAGGUCUAUAGUAUGCAGGAGAUGUGUGGGUUCGAGCUUAUGGUGCGAGGAACAAGUCCAUGGUGUGAAAUGUUUACCAAGCAGGAUUGGUAUAACUUCGAGUACGCUCGCGAUCUGCUACUUUAUUAUCGUGCAGGGCCAGGCAACCCAUACACUGGUGCGAUGGGAUGGCUUUGGUUGAAUGCAACGACUGGACUGCUUCACGAGGGUCCGAUGGCUGGAAGCAUGUUCUUCAGUUUUGUACACGAUGGCGAUAUAGCCCCAUUCCUCACAGCACUGGGGAUAUUCACUGGCGACAAGGAACUUCUUCCCACGACCCAUAUCGCCGCAAAUCGUGAAUGGCGGAUUUCUCCCAUUCUUCCCAUGGGCGCAAGGGUCACACUUGAGCGGCUAUCUUGCUCACCAAACCAUGAGGAUCCGUCCUGGGGAGUCAUGUCCUCUCAAUAA